Messenger RNA from Erpetoichthys calabaricus (reedfish), 5473 nucleotides. RefSeq names its product lysine-specific demethylase RSBN1L-like. Lineage: Eukaryota; Metazoa; Chordata; Cladistia; Polypteriformes; Polypteridae. The transcript has 8 exons. Gene Ontology annotation, cellular component: nucleus. The record is from RefSeq and is a predicted model, not a curated record. Bases 264 to 2729 code for a protein of 821 amino acids.
UUCCCAUAUUUCGCAGUUGGAGCAGAUCCAGUCCGGAGUAUCACACUCGAGCUUCUGCACGGUCGCUCCCAAUUGCUGCUUCAACCCGGAGGCCAGACACAGCUGCUCAGCUGCUGACGGGUGAUGCGUUCACUUACUGUACGCGUCUCUCUCUGGUGCUUCUCCCGCCACUUGUCAGUCGCCAUCCCCGCCCCUUCGCCCCGCCCCCUUCCCUGGCUCGCACACAAACAGCAGCAGAGAGAGUAAAUAGAGAAAGCCCCAAGAUGGCGGAGUCAGUGAGCUUCAUCCACUUCCCAGCUACCGACAAAAGCCAGUUGCAAAAACCGAAGGACUCCAAAGGAAGUACACCAGAUGGCAAGUCGCGGUCUUCCCGAGAUCAUCAUCAUCCUCCGCCGCCAAAGAAAGUCAGAAGCGAUGAGAAGAGCUUUAAGCCCAGAAAACUCAAUGGGGAUGGAGGGCGUGAUGGAGGAGGCGGAGGCGCAGAGCAGAAGCUUCUGUCGAAACAGAGUUAUGGCAGCGCAACAACCUGGAGCUUUGGCGGGAUAAAGACGAGUGGUUCACCGGCACCAACACCCGCCGGAUUGCUGCCCCGAGUGCUCCCUGUUAGUGCCUGCACGUUGGAGGCCGCUGGUAGCAAGGUGAAGAAGCCCCGAGAGAAGCAGGAUAAGGAUCGGGAAAAGAAGAAACACAAGCCUGUUCCGGAUAAUGUUAGUCUAACAGAGAUCAAGAAAGAAAACGGCGAGUUGAAGUUGCAACAGAAAGGUGAAAACAGUAAGGAGGAGAGGGAUAAAAAGAAGGAUAAGAAAAAACACAAACUGAUGAAUGAAAUCAAAAGAGAGAAUGGAGAGGUUAAGCUGUUGCCUAAAGGAGACAAGGAAAAACCCAAAUUUAACACAGAAGAACUUCAAAUAAAAAAGGUAAAGAAGAAAAAGAAAAAGAAACAUAAAGAGGGUGAUAAAAGAAAACGACCAAAAAUGUUGAGCCGAUCAAGCCAAACAGCUUGCUCAGGUCUAGUUUCAGAAGUUUUGAGCAAAGUUGAGGACUAUAGUAGCAAAGCACUAAGCCUGCACUUGCUGCAGGGCUCAGGUGUGGAAGAUAUCAGCAGCCCUCCUGAUGUCAAACCCCUAGAAAGCGGCAGCGAGUCUCCCUUUGUCUCUCUUAAAGAACCCAGAGUGCAAAGCCAGUUACCAGGAUUAGACAACUUGGAAUUCCGAAGGCUUAUUCAUGUGGAACGGCAGCCUAAUGGAGGAGCUUUGGUGGCACAUGCCUACAUGCAGGAGCUCUCUAGACUGUCUCCUGUGGAGAUAGAGAGAUUUGCUGAUGAGUUUGUGACUCUGACAUUCAGUGAAGAUGAGAAUGAAGCAGCCUAUUAUGUCAUGGGCAUAAUUCAUGGGGCAGCUGUGUAUCUCCCAGAUUUUCUGGAAUAUUUUUCAUUUAAUUUCCCAAACUCCCCUGUGAAAAUGGAGAUAUUAGGAAAGAAGGAUAUUGAGACGACAACCAUGUCGAACUUCCAUGCUCAGGUGAAAAGAACCUUCUCCCAUGGUACUUACCGAGCUGGUGCAAUGAGACAAAUUAGUCUGGUGGGAGCUGUUGAUGAAGAAGUGGGUGAUUACUUCCCGGAAUUCCUCAGCAUGUUGGAGGAAUCACCAUUUCUAAAAAGAACAUUGCCGUGGGGCACGUUUUCUAGUCUUAAACUGAAAAGCCCUACAGAAAGUGAUGACGGACCUAUAAUGUGGGUACGACCAGGAGAGCAGAUGAUUCCUGUAGCUGACAUGCCAAAGUCACCUUUCAAGCGGAAAAGGACUACCAAUGAAAUUAAAAACCUUCAGUACCUACCUCGUGCCAGUGAACCUCGCGAGAUGCUUUUUGAAGAUCGAACUAGAGUACAUGCAGACCAUAUAGGCCAGGGCUUCGAGCGCAAAACUACAGCAGCUGUGGGGGUUCUGAAAGCUGUACACUGUGGAGACUGUCCUGAUCCACCUAGAAUAACCAAAGAUGUUGUGUGCUUUCAUGCUGGAGAUUUUUUAGAAGUAGUACAGAGGCUACAGUUGGAUCUGCACGAACCUCCCCUCUCACAGUGUGUCCAGUGGGUUGAUGAUGCAAAGCUCAACCAGCUUCGAAGGGAAGGCAUUCGCUAUGCGAGGAUUCAGCUUUAUGAUAAUGACAUUUAUUUCAUACCUCGCAAUGUUGCACACCAGUUUAAAACCGUUUCUUCAGUCUGCAGCUUAGCUUGGCACAUCCGCUUGAAACAGUACCACCCCGAGGCUGAAGCAUCCCGUAACUCUGAGGAAUCUGUGGAAAGGACAGAAAUAAAGGCACCGAUGGAGCACACCCACAUCAAACUUGAGGACUGUGGUGCAGAGAUGCAAAUUUCUUCUGAUAUGAAUCCUGAAGGAGAAAAUAACAAAUUGAAGGAGUUGGAGCCUCCUCUGAUAAAACUGGAAACUACGGAGAUGCCUUUGGAAAGAGACGCAAUACCUACAAAAGGCAAGCUGCCAGAGCAUAAAUUGAAUGUUCAUCACUCAGAAUCUCUAAGCACUCCAGCAAUGUCUGAAUGCAGUGAACUAGCCAAGACGCUAAAAGAAAUGAAUCCUCCCACAUCAUUGGUGAGGAUUGGUGCACCUAAAGAACAAAUAGACUCCCAUUCUCUUGUCACUCCAGAAGACACAAGGACACCCACUUCAAUACAGCACCACCUGCAUGAGCUACAUAAAGACUUUUUAUACUAAAUUGUAUAUAUUAUUUUUUGUUGUUUUUGUUUUGUUUUUACAAUCUUAAACCGUGUGAUGUACUAUUUGAAUUAUGUAAGCUCUGUGGGGCAAGCUUGCAUCUUGCUCACUCUGUUACUGAAUGAAUACAUAGCAAAUGUAGCUUGUAACAUUCCUCAGUGCCUGUCCGUAACUGUGAAAUAUUAAAGCACUUAGGGCCAGAAGCACUGUUACACUGCAGGAUUUAAAGAAACAGGUCCGUAAAUAAUAUAUUUUUAAGUUGUAGGUUUUAGAUGUAUUAGAGCUGACAUGAACAUAUAUAUUUUUUGUAAGACAAACCAGAAUUCUUUUAAUGACUCCGGGCUUUUCCAUAGAGCUUAUUUAUAUCGAGUUUUUCCAUUUUAAAUGUGUCAGCACUGUAGUGUAAAUAACUUUUUUUAAAAUUGUAGUGUGAUUUAUACCUAAAUAAGGACCUCCUAAUAAAGGUUCUGAAUAAUGGAAUGUUGUUGUUUAAACAAGGGCUACAUUAAAUGGUUGAAUGGAAUAGGAUUGUGGGAAACAUGAAGGCUGUGGCUUCCAGGUGUUUACCGGCCUGUGAAUUGGAGAACAUCGUGUAUGGACAACUAAAGGAUUCAGUGCUGGAUGGCAUGAAUGUGUAGACGCUGAUGUCACCAUAAAAUCAGCAUUUAGCUUUUUUGAUUUCUGCAGUUUGGCAAUAUCGAUAGUGAUGAUGAAAAAAUUGUGUAACUCUAAGGGGAACUUUAUUGAUGUUAUGAUAACACAAAAAAAAAAAAAAUCUGAUUUGUAUUCCCUGCUCUCUGGUGUAACCCGUCAUUUUAUUGUGCCAAGCUGUUUGCAGAUGUGAUUGAAUGUAUUUACUUUACCAGUGUGUAUAUGCCUAUUUACAGAAAGGAUGAGCAACAAGAUUAUGGUAAGGAAUAUUUCUGAAGAGCUGCAGAGUAGAGCACUAUAGUAACAUUGGCAGUACCAAUAAAUCAAGAGUUGCUCUCCUCGUGUAUUCAGCAUAAUUUGUAAAUUAAUGUGAUAUAAUGUGGCAGUUGUUUUUAAGUCUUUGGAACUGAGGAAUUCUUAAAUCACAUUGCUUAAUAUUUGCUUGGCAGCUGUUUUCUUCUUUAUCAGAUGAAAUUGCUUAGGUUCAAACAAAGGAUUUUUGUUUUCCAGCACUUAAUGUGGCCCUGCUCUGAUCAUUUCAACAUUCCACUGGUUUCUUUCAAGUUUUUAUUUUUUUUUAGCAGGAAAUAACUUUAGAAACCACAUGUGAAGCAUCCUAAAUUAAGGCCAGAACAAUUUUAAUGCUUCCUGGUAGUGUGUGUAUCUGAUAGAUAGAUAGAUUUAGUAGUUUAAAAGAAACUAGGAGUUAGGAGUUUAUCUUAGAAGUUCACUUGUUUUUGUUAUGCUCUUGAAAUGCUCAUGCUGCAGUACAUUUGUACUCCCCAACAAUUGUACCCUUCUCUCUGCCAUACUAAUGUGUUGUUUCUUUGUGAAUGAAGAGAUCAAGGGUUUUUGUCACUCUCCUUAUCACAGCUUUUCUCCGCUAUCUUGUUCCGUAUAAUAUGUAGAUGGGAUUUUCACUAGGAAAAAGAAUGCACUGAUCAUGUAUUCAGAAAUUCAUCUGGAAUAUUAUUAAAUACCACAACCCUGCACUGGAUAAGCGGGUUACAAAAAUGGAUGGAUGUUUUUAUUGAUAAUAAUUAGAUUUUUCUAAAUCUCUGUUGUACAUUUGUACUUAAGCCUACAGCCUACUAGCAUGAUGUGCUAUGAGGAAUUUAUAAACACGAACUGAAAAACUGCUUUUCAGAUACUCAGUAAUAUUCACCUCCUACCUCCCUUACAUAAUUUUGAAUUAUAAUGGUUUCUACUUGUUUAUUGCCAGCUCACAUAUGUGAUUAUCACAAUCAUAACUGUUAUUGUCAGUUUACAGCCAUGAUGAAAUAUUACAGUUGCUGCCUUUUCUCCCCUAAAAGAUACAGCACUAACAACAUGUCCAUAUCAAUAUAACAGCUUUGAUUUUGAUUCAGCUUUUUCAGUACAGGUUUAACCUGUGUUGUUUCUAAAAUCAAAAUUUGCCUCAUUGGUCACAGCAAAAGUUACUUCAUUGAUGUGCCAUGCAUUUGAAGGUCCAUGUAGCUGAGGCUAUAAAAUGCCUUUGUUACCGUGUCGUUACCAUUGUGGUUUGUUUGAUGUGUUUACUUUUUUUAAUGUUAGAUUAAGUUCCACCAUUGUGAUUUUAUUAAUAGUCUUGUUAUUUUUAGGGCUUUCCCCAGCUCUUGGGUAAAUGCAGUAGCCAUUACUUUUAGGACAUGCUUACGCUCAUUACUUCAUUAAUGUGUCAGCCCAGAGUUUAUUUCUCCGUAAAGGCAAAAUAUUUGGGAGUUUUUUGUUUCAGUGAAAUCUUUUCAUUUUUAAUGACAUAAAUAAAUGCUUUCAAAUGUACAAUUCCACAAACAACUGCAAGUCUAAUUAUAACCAAUGUUGAAAGCAUGCCAAUCAUUGCUGCAUAGGAAAUGAGAAAAGAGAAAAGUGUGUAUAAGGCUGAAAUAUAAGUAGAAGGAAUGUAACAAAAAGUCUAAAUUACUAAACGUUAUGUUUUAGCUUAAGUUAUAGCUUUCUGAGGAAAGUAAAAUUAAAUGCGUAUAAUCUUCAGAGGUUAUCUGGUAACUAGGUAUUAUAACAGUUUUAGCAAAUGCUUGUUUUAUGGACUAUAUUUAAAUUAUAAUUCACAAAUAAAUAGUGCGUGAAAACAA